Molecule: messenger RNA, 12653 nt
Organism: Taeniopygia guttata (zebra finch)
Lineage: Eukaryota; Metazoa; Chordata; Aves; Passeriformes; Estrildidae
Gene: TMEM151B
Product: transmembrane protein 151B
Source: RefSeq, a predicted model, not a curated record
GGCGCUGCGCUGCGGCGGGGCCGGGGCCGGGCCGGCGGGCGGCCAGCGCUGCCGCCGAGCCGCGGCUGGGGGCGAUGCCGCCGCGCCGCCCGCCCGCCGCGCCGCCCCGCCGCCCGCCCGGCGCCCGGCGAGGCAGCGCCCGGCGGCGGGCGGGAUAAUGCAGCUGCCCGGCUCGCAGGCACCGCCAGCGGGGCGCCCCCGCCGCCAUGUCCCCCCCGGCCUCGGCGGCCGCCGCCAGCGAGGGAGGCAGCAGCACGCCGGUGCCUCCGGAGGAGGAGGCGGAGGGGGCCAGAGAGGAGCAGCGGCCAGUGAAGCAGUCUCUCAGCAAGUCCCUGUGCCGAGAGUCCCACUGGAAAUGCCUGCUGCUGUCCCUCCUCAUGUACGGCUGCAUGGGAGCCAUGACCUGGUGCCACGUCACCAAGGUGACCCGGCUGACCUUUGACAGCGCUUACAAGGGCAAGUCCAUGAUGUACCAUGACAGCCCCUGUUCCAACGGCUACGUCUACAUCCCCUUGGCUUUCCUGGUGAUGCUCUACGUGGUGUACCUGGUGGAGUGCUGGCACUGCUACACGCGCAACGAGCUGCAGUACAAAGUGGACGUGGAGAGCGUGCACGAGCGUGUGCAGCGGAUGCAGCAGGCGACCCCCUGCAUCUGGUGGAAGGCCAUCAGCUACCACUACGUCCGCAGGACCCGGCAGGUUACCCGCUAUCGCAACGGGGACGCCUACACCACCACCCAAGUGUACCAUGAGCGGGUCAACACCCAUGUGGCAGAGGCCGAGUUUGAUUAUUCCAAUUGUGGAGUUAAGGAUAUCUCCAAGGACCUCAUCGACCUGGAGAGCUACCCAGCCACACGGCUCCGCUUCACAAAGUGUUUCAGUUUUGCCAACGUGGAGUCCGAGAACUCCUAUCUGACCCAGCGAGCCCGCUUCUUCACGGAGAACGAGGGCCUAGACGAUUACAUGGAGGCCAGGGAGGGGAUGCACCUCAAAAAUGUGGACUUCAAGGAAUACAUGGUGGCCUUUUCUGACCCAGACAACCUGCCUUGGUAUGUAUCUCACUAUGUCUUCUGGGUGGCAGCUCUGCUGACCCUAUCCUGGCCCCUGCGGGUGCUAAAUGAGUACCGCACCUCCUAUGUCCAUUACCACGUGGAAAAACUCUUUGGAUUUGAUUACGUGGCAGUGACGCCGGCCGAGGAGCGCUCCUUCUGCCGGAGGAUGCCCCGUGUCAACACGGUGGACAGCACCGAGCUGGAGUGGCACAUACGAUCCAACCAGCAGCUGGUGCCCAGCUACUCGGAAGCGGUCCUGAUGGACUUGGUGGGGCUCUCCGGCUGCACCAGCUACUCUGCGUGCCGCUACGGGGGCUACCGGCAGAACUGCGAGCGGUGCCACAGGACUAUAAGCAGCUCCUCCAUCUUCUCCCGCAGUGCUCUGAGCAUCUGCAAUGGCAGUCCCAGGAUUCCCUUCAGCAGCAGCCGCUUCUCCCUGGGCCGCUUGUAUGGCUCGCGCCGCAGCUGCCUCUGGCAGAGCCGGAGUGGCAGCCUGAACGAGCAGAGCUGCCCCACUGAGCAGACACGCCUCUCCAGCCAGGUGACUGUGGAGGAGGAGGACCCCCCUCCUUAUCAGGAUGCUCUCUACUUCCCUGUCCUCAUUGUACACCGCAACGAAGGCUGCCUGAACCACGACCACCGUCACCUCCAUCGCAAUGGGUCCUGCGUGGAGACCUCACUGUGAAAGCAGAAGGCGGUGAGAUCUCAUUGUCCAUUGCCUGGCCCAAGCCAGCCCAGGAUUUGGGGAGAGGAGCACAAGGGGGAUAGCCUAGGAGGACAUCAGGAUGGAGUAAUCGUGGCAUCCUGCUCUGGCAGCCAGCAAAAGCUUCCCCCACUGUGGCUCUGACCUCCCAGAGGGGUGGAUGCUGGUGCUCCCCCUGACAUGGCACAGAACACUAGACCGAUCACCACAUGCAAAAAAAAAAAAAAAAAAAAAACUUCAACCAAACCAACUGCAAAACCAUAAUUCAUGGUAUCAAGACCCAAAUGGGGAAAUAAAAUGACAGGUCUGAUGCAGGGAGGGGGUGGCUUUGGCUCCCAGCCCUGGCUCCAGGCUAUCUCGUGCUCCAAGGAACCAGCAGCCACCAAAAAGCACCCUGCUGCACCUCUGCCCACCCUGCUUGCCACACUGAAGCAAGACCACUCACAGGGUGAAGGAGACAGGGUGGAGGAGGCCCCUUGGAGCAGGGUGUCGCUGCCUGUGACAGAAGGUCAUGGGUACCCAGGCACAUGGAGCUAAAUGGCAGGUUAGAGCAAAGGCUGAAAGCCACAAAUUCACCUCUUCCCCUUCCCCCCCUGACCAUUCUCCACCCUCCCCACUUUUUUUUAGACCAUGCUCCGACUGUUACUUUUUUCUCACUGCUGGGAAUGGUAUUGCCUCCGGAGAAUCCCGUGCUCAGCUCCUUAGGAGGUUUCAGUGUGCCAGCUGUGAGUCAGCUUGUUAAAGGGUUUUUUGUUUGGGCAUUCAGCACCAGGGAAGGGGUGAAUGUGCAAAUCCACAUGGAGCAGAGAUCUGCAGUGCUACUGAUAUGCUUGCUGGAGGAGGGCUCAGCUGGAAAGAGAAAACGGGAGGCCCCUGGUGAGCUGGGGAAGGGGAAGAGGAUGGCACUGGAACAGACAUCAUGGUAUCAGGUGGCACAUCAAGUGGCUGGGGACCCUACCUGGCUUUGAAGUGAGUCUUAAUUAGUUCAGUCAAGCAUCAAGGCUCUGGUAGGUUCAGCUGCAGUUCACCUAUUGAUAAUAGAGCAGCAGGUUGGUGCAUGUCUGCAUAAGUGAAUUUUGCAUGAGAUCCAGCUGGGCUCUGACUGUGGACUCUGAGCUGCAGGCUCCUGGAAGCCUCAUUUUGGCAGAGAGCUCUGUGGGGGUAGGAGAGACAAAUGCAAAAGCAUGCUGGAGCAUUGGGAACUUUGGCUGGGGAAAGGAGGAUCAAAAGGAUUCAGUUUCUGUGGGACCCCACUAUAGGUGCAGGACCCGUGCAGGAGGCACUGCCAAGAGGGAUGCUCUGCAGAACAGAGGCUGGGGAUAUGUUAGAGGAAAACCUGAUUAAAAUGAAAUGUUUUGCAUGACAGAGGUUUUUGCAGGGAGGUGUCAGGCUGUCAGAAGCGUGGUGACUUCUGCGUAGCUCAUUAGCUACUGGGUUCUUCUGCCUUGCUCUUGUCAGGGUAGGUUGCUCUGAGCUUUGUGCUGCCCUUUCUACCCUGUUGGAAAUGUCACCAAAUCUCAGUGACAUUGGGCAAAGAGGCUUCAUGCCACUGAAGCUGCAACAGUGUUUGCAGCAUGCAGACACCCAGUUUUUCCUCCUUCAGAAACACAUCCCCAGAUCUCUUGUGUCCUUGUUCUCAGAAAAGCUGUCUCCUUUUCAGUCAGCUCUUUGGGGAGUGCAUGCCAAAUCAGCCAGCCAUUUCUCCAGACAGCACAACUCCUCAGCUUCACCCUGCUUCCCUCAUCAGCUGUGGAGAAUGAAAGCUAAGAGCAGCACAUCUUGGAUGACAAGGGCAAGUUCAAUGGCACCUGGGCAUUUGUGCUUGGUGUCUGCCUCCCCAUCUGUCAUAGAAGGGCAAACAGUGAGGCACUGUAUUUAUUCCAGGCAUCUUCUCCUGCCAGCUAGUAAUGAGGGGUCUGUCUCUCUCAUCAUGUUGCUGUACUGCUUUGCCUCCCAGGUCUCGAGGAGGCUGCAAAUGCACCCAUAUACCACACUGGUCCUAUUUUGAAAGUCAUGUCCUGCUGGCAAGCUUGGAGUGGUCAGCACCUACAGGCGUUGUAGGGCUCCACUUUUCAUUUCCCCCAGAGCAGUCUGUUCUGCUCUUUGUGCCCUGCAUAUCUUGGUUAGUGUCUCUUGUCCUUUGAGUCAGCUUGUCCUCAAUCUCGGGUGCUAAGCUACAAACAACAGUGAUUUGAACAGGAAGUCUCUCAAAAUCUCACUCUGUUUAUGAAUCUGUAUUAGCAUCUGCCCUUACUUUCACUACCAGAGCUAGAUGUUGGCUUAAAGACGAGGGUCCCUUGGAGGACAGAGAAGCAUAAGGUCUCUGCACAUCCCUCUCUGCAUUUUGUUCUCAUUAUUUUUGGCAUAGAUUCAGACUGGGCAACAGCAGCCCUGGUAUUUCCUUGCUUAGUAAUGACAUUUGGCUUGCUGUGAACUCCUGCUUCUCUCUCUGAGGGCCUAAUGUAAGCCAAGGCCGCUGUGGAGUGUCCUCCUGACUCCAGGGAGAUAAUGGUGUGUGCUUGUAUGUCCCAGUGAAUUGAGACAGUGGAGCUGCAAUGGUCAUUAGUGAGGAAUGAGGUCCCUGCUUGUUCUUCCUGACAUGUUCUCUUUGAAAUCUGCAGUUGCUUAAAUUAGGCUGUAAUGGCUCAUCUUUCUAUCUCCAGCCUCCAAGGUGCCUUGGACAGAUGGAUUUAUCUAAGUUUUGGCAGGCCUUUUAGCUCCCUGGGGCAAAGACAGUCUUCACAACAGGGACAGAUUAGCAGGGUCUCUAUGCCCCCCAGCUUUUAGCACCUGCAGCAGAGUUUCAGGCACCAUGUCCUUGGCUCUUUCUGGGAUUUUCCAUGAGAGUGCCUGGCAUUGUUCCUCUGGCCCCAUUUUCACCUGUGAAAUCUUGUUCUGGAGGUGGUCUGUCCACAUGGACACAUGGAUCUUUGAGGUAUGGCUGCUGUUCUGAUCUACAGGAUCCAUACAGUCUUCCUAUUGCUGAACACCUUCCCCAUGUACAUGGUGUCAGCUGCAGCCAGGUUCCAGCUAUAGUCCCAGUGCUACAGUCUGUGGCUGGUCCAGACCCACAGUACCCUGAGAAGUGGGACCUCUGUAGUCAGUGUUCCCCACUGCAUGCCAGGAUUUCUCAGCGAUCCCAUCCCUCAUAUUCUUGGCCCUGCUACCCAAGUGCACCUGGUAGAGCUGCCCCCCUGGUCCAUCCUGUUCCAUUCUCUCAAGGGUGGAGACAUGCCUCACGCUCAGGAAAGGGGGCUGGUGUACUUGGACAUGGUAGGGGAGCAGGACUGGGCAGCAGGGACAGGAGCUGUCUCGUGGCUUGACAGAGAAGUGGUGGAGCUGAAGAGUAGAAACUGAAACUAGGGUUUAUCCUGGCGUGUCUAGUCAGGCAGGAAAGUUCAGAGCAGAAAACUGGGCUCUCUCUUCCAUCUCCUGGCACUACUGCUGGCAUGGGACGCUACCAGCAAUGGGGGUUUCCUCCUACGCGUUGGUGAGAGAACGCAGUGCCCUGGGCCAAGGGCAGUGCUGUGAUUCUCCUUAUGGCUCAGGUUGCGAGCAGAGGUACCCAGAGAUGGCCUGUCCCUGUUCUGGCACAUGGCCUCUCCAUGGUGGGGUGGUCCUGUGUCCUGGCACAUACCCAUCACCCACCACAGCUCUGGGCUGUGCAGCAGUCAGGUGCCUGCUCCUCUUGAGACUUGAGAUAGAACUUAACUAUAAACAAUGUGAAAAACAAGAGAGAUAAAGAAUUAUUUACAUUCUUAUCCAGCUCUUUCCCAGGCUUUUUGCCUGGCUAGAAACUCUCAGUUUCUCUCUUUGACUGAAUCUGAGACCCACACUUGCUGACACACGUAGGCUUGUUAUCUGUACCCUUCUCUUCACCAAGUCCAGAGUCUUGAUCUCGCUUGCCAGACCGUGGCUUGAGUGGUGGUGUAGGAGUUUUCACUCCUGCUCUGAGCUUGGCCCGGACAAAGGGCCAAAGGUGCAAGCAGUGCCUUGGUCUCUCAGAGUGGCCAUGUCCUUAUUUCUGGUGCAGAAGAUCUCUUCGAAGUAAGUGGAGCUCACAGAGCUGCUGGCCACUUACACAAGGAAAGCAGGACAGCACACAUCACCCUCUGGGAAGGUCAGAGCUGGGUGGUUGUCAGUAUGAUAGGGACAGCAAUUAGGAGGAUCUCUGCAGUCAGAUGGCUUCAUUUUUUUUCCAUACAUCAUUUAAACAUUGCAUUGGGCUGAGAGUCAGGCUCAGGAUUGCAUUUAGUAGCAGACUUUCCUCAUAUACCAGAAGGAGAGAGACGGGAAUGCUACCAGCUCUUCUUUGUGGCCCUUCAUGGUGCUAAUGCAACCCAGAAGAGGGCGAGUCCUUACUGCUGCAAGGCUGGAGAAUUAGUUUGGGCUAUUUAGUGUUUUCUAGUUGUUGUCAAUAUACUUGUCAAGUACUUAAAAGCUCUCCAGCUUUUCUGAACUAGAGAAAAAAGGAGAGAGAGAGAAGAAGUGUGUGAGAGUCUCUGGAUUACCUGAUCAUCAAGACACAUCAGCACCCGUUUAUCUAUCUUUGACACAGUGGAAGCUUCCCACAUAGUGCCCAGCACCUUGCUUGUGGAGAACCAGUGGAUGUGGUACUUCUUUGAGCCCUCUGUGUGUCAUGUCUCACUCCACACCAAGGAGGGAGGUUUCAGAGAGGGCUGUCAGGGUGAGCAGCUGUAGGGGUCUUCUUUAGGAUGGUGAGAGGAAAUCUGAGCCUAUGGCCAAGGCCAGGCCUUCCAGCCAAAUACACACUAUUAAUGCUGGGGAAGCUGAUGUUCAUCUGUUGUCAAACAAAUGCCCCGCCCUUUCCUUUCUGCUCCCUGUAAAAUGCACAUUAAAAAUCCAGCUGGUCCCUGCCCUCUUUGUUGUCCCUUCACUCAGGAGGCUGCGGAGUUGUUUAAUAACUGAUGGAUGCCCAUGGGGUAAGAACUGCAGGAAAAGAUUUAUUAAGUGGAAGUUUAAGAAAAUUAGGUAGCAUCAGAUGCCAGUAAAACAGCUGAUUAGCAGGUGGGAUGAGUUAUGCCUUUUAAGCUCUCCUUCCAGCCUUUCCAACCACAGCUUCAGUACUGCUGUCUAAUGUCACCAAGGUGCUGCCUUUAGCAGGGUACAGACUUUGCUGCAGUGUGCUCCUACUCUGCUGCAGUUGCUGUAGGGGCUGGCUCUGAAGUGCUGCACCACAACCAAGACGUUAUGUUACCAAAGUGCUGUAAGUCUCAAGUUGGGAUAUGUCCUUCUGACCGUGUUUCAUUCAUAUUCAGUGGUUAGAAUAAAGUCUGUAGGAAUAGGAUCUGGAUCCAGGUAAUGUCAGAAAUGAAACGUAGUUUAAGUGAUAUCUCUAUCUGGUGCUGCUGCUUCCUGUGAUGCACUUGGGCCUACGCUCUCCACUGAGCCAGGUAAGUAUGGGGACCAAAGGCUGGUUCAUAGGACCUGGGACCCCAGUGGGGACUUGGGGCUGAGCCUGCCUAGGGCUGGUUUCCCUGUGGGCAUUCUGGAAAAAGUGGAAAGGGGUCAUAGUCACCCCUCAGGUAGAAAUUAAUGGGCUAUGUUCAUUCCUAAUGUAAUUUUACUGAAGCCAGUGGUACUAUACUAAUGUGAGGUUAGCUUAGCAGCUCCUCAGAGCGGUCUGUCCCCGAGUCCAGAAAAAUUGAUCUGUCACAGUGUUCCUUUGAUGCAUAGAUUUUGUGUUGGGACUUGGCCAACAUGAAUGAAUGUUGAAUAUCUGUAGUUUUUGCAAGCAGUGGGUUGAAUUGUUCUGCUCUACUGCCUCACAGCUGCUCUGCCAAGGGGAACAUUAUGCCCAUGGAUGUGAUAUCGUCAACUCCCUCAAAAGCAAGCUAACAAGCAAAUUGACCUCCACAGCACCUCCACAGCACUGGGAGAGGAGCUUUCUCCCACGGAACAAUAGCCUUUCCACCUCUGAGGUAAAAGAGGUCCCAAGGACAGAACUGAACCUGCAAGACCCAUGGCCUCGUGGCCUGCCCUUCCUCCUUCCCUCCUUACCUCAUGUCUGUCUUGGGGGAGGGACAGUUUCCCUGUGGAGUUCAACAAGCUCCUCUUCCUGCAGCUUGUGAACAGGCUCUACUAACAGGUAUAUCAUCCACCUAUGCAACUCUUCCAGAAGCUGCCAGAUUUUCAGGAGCCCAUUACAAUGUGCAGCAUGGCCAUCCAGCACUGAGAAAUAAGCACAGCAGCUGCUGGAAAGCUAAGUGGGUUUUAUUCCUCCCCCAUUCCCCAGGAAGACUCUUUUUGUUGGGCCAUUUUGUUUGUUCGUUCAUUUGUUUGGUUUUUGUAAAAUUCAUUUGGGGGAAAUGAAGCUUGUGAGAAAUCGGUGCCCAUCCUGAACCCUCCCCAGUCUUUCGAACUCUGUGAAUGGAUGGAUCACCUACUGUGAUUAUAAUUUAGUGGAUUUUGUAGAACAAAAUAACUUCACACACAGACACAUGAGGUUCUUUCACUCUCCAUCAGCACAAGCUGCUUCUGCAAUCUUAGCUACUCACAUUAGUGAAAGAAAAAGCCUACCUAGAACAUGGUGAGAUGACACAGUACUUUGUAUCAGUCCCAUGGUCCCAACGUCCAUUAGCAGCGCCAUCAGCUGCCAUGACAUGAAUUCAGACUUUGGAUGGCAGCCCAUGAACCGGUCAGGGUGAAAAUUUGGCAGAUCCCAAGCCUGAGUCUAUGCACAUUUCCAGAAGCAGAUGCAGAGGGAGGAGCAGCUGAAAGCAGGCAUCACCUCCUGCUCGGCCAAGGCAGAAGCUGGUGGGCUCUGUGUGUGCUGCACCUGCCCCCCAGGAACAGCCUGUCCUCAGGGGCUGAGCAGAGGGGAGCGAGAGCAGUAGUGUGUCUGCUGGAGCAGCACUGCUCAGCUGACUGGGGAAACAGGGGUGACAACUAGAGCCCAGAAUAACAGGAUUUCACAAUUUCACUUUGGGAACCCAACAGCUUUUUCAAACUGAAAUGCUACAAGAAGGCCAUAACAACUGUGAGAAGUGUUUCACAUUGCUGUUCCUUGCUUUAAAAAUAUAUAUUUUUUUGGUGAUGAUGUGGGUUUAAACUCUCCACUCCUUCCAUCUCUGUUAGUGAUGUGCCGUGCUGGUGGAGAAGAAAUGCCCAGGGCAAAUCAGGAUAGUGACCCUGUGGCUUUGCAGCGGAGUGGGUUGAUCAGGAAGGGAGGCCAGAGUUUAAAAUCUUUCUCUGCCCCUAGAGGCAUGACAUAGCUAUCCACCCAGACGUGGCAUGGUGGGGUUCUGCAUGCUUGUGCACAGCUGGGAUCUCUGGCCCUGCAGAGGGUUGAUAUGUUUGCAGCAUUGGUGUGGUGACACCCAUCCACCCUUGCAGCAAGGGCUUUUCAGGGUGACAGGGCAUUGUUUGUUUUUCAUGAGAGGAAACUCCUGACCUGGUUUCUGUGAGGAGAUGGUGUGAAGUGUCACAUUUGCUGCAGAGAGUGGCAGGGAGCAGCGAUAAAAGCAUGGAGCACGCUGUGUUUGAGAACAAGCCGAUCCUUGGUGGCCAUCUGAAACUGGAGAGCUGCCGGAUCUGCUCCCUGGAUGAUGCUUUCCAGCUCUUCUCACUCUCCCCAAACCCAAUGUGCAAACUGUCAUUCCUCUGAGCUAGCCAAAACACUCCCCCUGAGCUCCUCUGAGGCUGUGCAUUCCCAUCAUUUUGGUCCCCUCCCUGCUGGGUGCCAUGAAAUGCCUUGCCAGGUGCAUGAUGACCAGAGGCAUGCUGGUGGCUACACCUCCCCAUACCCUGCCUUUGCACAGCCUUCAGCAGUGCUCCCUGCCCUGGCUUGCCCACUGCUUGCUUGCUGCACAGCAACCGCUGCACAUGCUGGCAUCACUUGGUGCUUUCCCAGAGAAUUUUGCAACUAAGUUAGAAGGCCUUGAAGUUUUGGUGGUCCUGGUGUCCAGACCAGGGAGGAGAGGAGAAGCAGAUCAGCUGUUGUGGCAGUGAGAGAGCAGGGGACAGCAUCAUGGUGAAAGCAGCAUAUCUUCUGGAGAAGUCUCCAAACAUGGGCUCUGUGCUUCAAUGCUGGGGCUGAGGGCAGCUGACAGAGGGCAGAGUAGGAUGUGAAUGCUCAGCGAGACAUGGGAGAAAGAGAGCUGCUUGAGAACAUCUGUAAAAGGCUUUGCAAAGGUGUUGGUUUUUACAGGAGACAGACAGCAAAAUGGGGCAGGAGGAUGUGGUGCUGGAGCAACGGUGCUGCAAGGCAGGGAGGGUUGGGGGAGAUGAAGCAGGGCAUUUGAUAGAGAAGCUCAGGAACAGAGUGGGCUUUCGAUGCAAUCUCUGCUUGCUCUGGCUGAGGAGAAAGGCAGGAGGUGUUCCUGAGCUGAGGUGCCCAAGCCAUGUCUCGCUGCAUUGUUGGAGCAGCAAUGUCGCCUCCAAGCCCAGCAGUGACAGCUUGAGUAUCAACCACAAUGGCUAAUGCAGCCACAAGGUGUAAAUGUCACUAAUGAAUAAAUUGCCUUGUGCCUUGGAGAGGCUAAUCCAUCAUGGCCAGAGACAGGGAUCUGACAAGCCUGGCUAUUUCAGACAUACCCAGUAGGGAGGAGGAACGCUUCAUUUCUGAGCCAUCCCCUCCACCUAGGGAAGCCGAUGCAGGGCUUGGCUCUGUGCUACUUCCCUUCUUCCCAGCCACAUGAGCUCAGGCUUCAUCCCUCUUCAAUGCAACUGAAGAAGCAUGAAAGGAUCUAGAUUAGCCAAAAGUGCCCUGUUAGCAGGGUGGUACAUGGGGCUAUCAGGUGAUUGAGGUUGGAGGGAAGCUGCUGGGCACAGGGCACAGGUUCUGGAGGGGUGAUGGAAUACACUGCUGGGUCCCCAGUGAUCAGGAGAGUUUGUGUUAGUUGUCUAUGUUUUAGAAGCGUGCUGUUUCCUCGUCACCCCACUGUGCUGUCCCACAGGCAAGGCACAGUACCCCCAUUUUCAGUACCCCCUGUGUGUGAAUCCCAGCCACCAGUGCCCUGGCUGACUGUGCAGAGGGCCAGCAGGUACCAAACAGGCAGGGACAACUCAGCCUAGACAAAUCCAGCUCCAUGGGAGCAAAGGGAAGCUGAACAUAGCAACCAUUUCUGUGCACAGCCUCUGCUCAUCCUUGUGGCAGCCUGCUCCUCCUCCCCCAGUCGGUGCUCAAAAUCAACCUGCCAUCCUGUUUGUGACAUAUGCCAGUGUGACACCUUGCAAAUCAAUGCCUGGGUCUCUGUGAGCAGAAACCGCCAGGCUUGGGAAGCUGGCCACUGUUUCCUGCUGCCGUGUGUGCUCUGCUCAGAGCAGUGGAAGCCGGGCUCGCCAUCUGCUGUGGGAGAGAGCCAGCUGGGUGCCCCUGCUCCGGCCUGAUGGGACAGCCUGAGGGCGAGCCCUUGUGUCAUUCCCCCUUCUUUACCGUCUGACCACUCCUGUCUCACCAUCUCUCUGGCACAGAGCCAUGGGUGGGGGGAUGCUCCCAGCUUGACUCUGCUAAGUGCUGCUGAUGCUGUGGUGGCAGUGCCCAAGCUUGUUCCCUCCUCCAGAUGGAGGCCCACAAGUGAGUCCCCCCCUCCUUAGAACCUGCCAGUACUCCUUGGAGAUAGAUCUCAUGGGAAAGUUAAGGUAUUUGUUCUGGCCCUGCACUCAGCACGGAGUGACCAGCUAGUUACCUGCCCUGUGGUAGCUGGACCUGGAACUGACAAGUGACCCACAAACAGCAGGAAUGUUCACACUCCAACAAUCUGCUUUUGCUGUCUGGCUGAAAUGGUUUCAGCCUUUGCAGACUGUCACAUAGUUGACUGUUGGUCUUGGGUGUGGGCAAGUGCUGCAGGCUGCUUGGUUUGGACUUUGCUUUUUGGCCAAGAGAUUGAUGGGAGAGAGGGCAAAGAGUUCUCCAGGCAAGCGCUACCUGUCCGGGCAUUCCUGCACCUGGCAGCCCAGGAGUGGGUUUGAAGGGUGAUUAAGUGCUGUUAACAGUCUCAAGCUGUUAGCAGGAAAAUAAGCAGUGAAUAUCCUGGAAAGCAAGUGAGAAGUUGUUCUGGUCAUGGCAUAUUUUCCCAAGCCCUUUUCUUUCCAUCUCUUGUCCUCACUGGCUCUGGUGACUAAUUCCUCCUCAUGUGUCUGCUAGCAUGUCUGCAGGAUCUCAUCGCUGCCCACCAAGCAUGAGCUUCCACUGCACAACUGGCUGACCAGCUGCAGCCCUGUCCUUGGAGCUACAGGCAGGCUUGCCUAGGACCGGGCCACCCCCAUUAAACCCCCACCCUUGCUGCUGGAGCUGUUGCUUCAUCAGCCUGAUGCUGAUCUGGGUCUUUUCUGCUGUUUCUGAACAUGAGUUCUCAUCUCAUUGAGGUGUGUCAUCCAGUGAAAAUAUUUUGUAAAUGCAAAUAAAAAUAAUUAAGUAUAUUCAAUACCUCGGUCUCGAGGAUGGGAAACAAGGAGUGGGAGUCGCCCAGAUAGGAAGGUUUCACAGCUGCUACUGCUGGUUAGGAAUUCUUCUGGACGUAGCCCCUGGAGCAUCCAUCAAUAGUUGGGAAGGGAGUUACACAAACCUGUGAGGGCUUGGGUCUGAGCCCUGUCAGCACCCCUGCUGUUGGGGCAGCCUCGCACUCCAUCCUUUCUGAUCUAUAUGGGCAUGACACGGUGCAGGUAAAGGUCCUGUUGGCCAGGAGCCAGCGGCACCGUCGGUGUCUGUAUCCAUCAGACAGGGCAAGGCAGAAGCGGGUACAUGGUGAAUAAAUUACUUUGUGAACACUGGAAAACUGUUUUUAUUUUCCAACUCUGUCAAUAUGAUCUAGCUCUGUCUGUCUCUCUAUAUGUGUACAAACAGUAUAUCACAAUGUUGCCUUUUUUGUUGGAAAUAUCAAAGUACAAAGAUUGUAAACCAAAUCGGUGUAAUAAAAGUUUCAGAUGAUUCACUGA